Dictyostelium discoideum AX4 is the source of this 273-nucleotide messenger RNA. RefSeq names its product hssA/2C/7E family protein. NCBI's taxonomy places the organism in Eukaryota, Evosea, Eumycetozoa, Dictyosteliales, Dictyosteliaceae. Bases 1 to 273 code for a protein of 90 amino acids. The record is from RefSeq and is a predicted model, not a curated record. The transcript has 2 exons.
AUGGCAAUUUUUAAAUCAAUUUCAUCAAUUUCAAAUUUAACUGGUUCAAUGGGAAGUUCAAUUGGUGCCUCUAAUCUUAAUGGAUUUGCUAGUAAUGAUAAUUCAAUUUCAUGUUUUGAUGGUGGUUGUGGUGGUAGUGGUGGUUUAGGUGGAUGGAGUGGUUUAAGUGGAUGGGGCGGUAUUGGUGGUUUUAAUGGUGGUUGUGGCGGUUCAAACACAAAUAUCAUUAACCUCGACAUUGAUAUAUGUCGCCGUCGUCGUAGAUGUUGUUAA